AUGGGCUCCAAAAUCACUGAAUUCCUGUUGCACGGAACAAACCAACUUCGCCAAUUGUUGGAAGCUGAGAUAAAGUGCCGGGAGACGAUAGCCAUUGCAUUUUCCGGCGGAGUGGACAGCCUUCUGAUGGGACAUCUCCUCGCCAUUAUUUUGGCAGAAGGGCAUGAAGUCGAUCUGAUCAAUGUGGCUUUUGGUGAGACGCCGAAGGAGUGUUCACAAGCCCCGGAUCGCCAGCGUGGAUUGGCGGGCAGCACAGCACGCAAAUUUGUUGUGGGAAGCGGCGCGGAUGAGUUGUGUGCGGGCUAUUCUCGACAUAAGCAUCGACUAGAAAAGGAGGGCGCCCCCGGUCUGCAAGACGAGUUAGAAAUGGAGCUGGUGCGCUAUGGGUGGCGGAAUGGCAGCAGGGAUGCCCGGGUAGCUCUCUACCACGGCCGACGUUUGGUGGCCCCAUUCCUGGGCACCGACCGAGCGGCAGCACUACGAAACUCUGGACGAGGGGAUACACCUAGCGAGUAUGAGGUU
Molecule: messenger RNA, 522 nt
Organism: Mesorhabditis spiculigera
Lineage: Eukaryota; Metazoa; Nematoda; Chromadorea; Rhabditida; Rhabditidae
Source: the annotation of a GenBank genome assembly